Molecule: messenger RNA, 2213 nt
Organism: Octodon degus (degu)
Lineage: Eukaryota; Metazoa; Chordata; Mammalia; Rodentia; Octodontidae
Gene: Slco4c1
Product: solute carrier organic anion transporter family member 4C1
Exons: 10
Coding region: 155-2041 (628 amino acids)
Biological process (GO): sodium-independent organic anion transport; transmembrane transport
Cellular component (GO): membrane
Molecular function (GO): protein binding
Source: RefSeq, a predicted model, not a curated record
AAGAUACCCCGCCGCGGUGCCCGGAGGUCGGAAGGCCGGAAGGCUGGCAGAGUUCCCGCGUGGGGGCGCUGUCACCUGUCCCGGGGAGGAGCCAGCAGGCGAGCGAGCUUGUCGCCGCGGCGAGGCUGCGGAGUCGGGAGCUCGGUUCCCUACCAUGAAGGGCGCCAAAGGCAUCGAGAACCCGGCUUUCGUGCCCUGCAGCCCGGACACCCCGCGCCGCUCGUCCGCGUCGCCCUCCCUGGUUGAGGUCUCCCACGCCCCGGCACAGGACACGCAGCCAACGCGACCGCGGGAGCCACCGGAGCCGCCCGCACCGCCCGCCUGCCCCGCGCCGCCCACAGCCCCGGCGAAGCCGGAGUUCGAGGAGGGACCGUUCGGGUGGGGGCGCUUCGCCCCGCGCUGCCUGCAGCGCUGCAACACGCCCGCCGGCUUCUUGCUGCACUACUGCGUCCUAGCCGUCACGCAAGGGGUUGUAGUAAAUGGCCUAGUAAACAUCAGCAUUUCCACUAUUGAGAAGCGAUAUGAAAUUAAGAGUUCCCUGACUGGCCUGAUUUCAUCCAGCUACGAUAUCUCCUUCUGUCUGCUGUCUUUAUUCGUAUCCUUCUUCGGUGAAGGAGGACACAAGCCAAGAUGGCUCGCGUUUGCAUCCUUUAUGAUAGGAUUGGGAGCAUUUGUAUUUGCCCUGCCACAGUUCUUCAGUGGAGAAUAUCAGCUGGGGUCCAUUUAUGAAGAUACUUGCUUAGCCAGAAACAGCACGAGCUGCACGUCUUCGAGAUCUUCGCUUUCUAACUACCUGUACAUCUUCAUCCUGGGCCAGCUGUUGCUGGGGGUCGGGGGCACCCCUCUGUACACCCUGGGCACAGCCUUCAUCGAUGAGUCUGUGCCCACACACAAAGCUUCCCUCUACAUAGGGAUUGGCUAUUCUAUGUCGCUCUUUGGCCCUGCCAUCGGCUACGUGUUGGGAGGACAGCUGCUAAACGUAUACAUUGAUUUUGCUGUAGGACAGAGCGUUGAUAUCACUAAAGAUGACCCUCGAUGGCUGGGGGCUUGGUGGAUUGGAUUUCUUGUGUCCUGGAUCUUCGCUUGGUCUUUGAUAAUACCUUUCUCUUGCUUUCCAAAACAUUUACCAGGUACAGCAAAAAUUCAAGCUGCAAAAACUUCCCAGACACAUCAGAGUAAAAGCAGCGCCUUAUCACAUCUAGAUGAGGAUUUCGGGCAAACUAUUAAAGACUUUCCAGCAGCUCUAAAGAAUUUGAUGAGGAAUACUGUCUUUGUAUGUUUAGUUCUGUCAACGUCUUCAGAAGCCUUAAUUACUACUGGAUUUGCUACAUUUUUGCCUAAACUUAUAGAAAAUCAGUUUGGACUGACAUCCAGCUUUGCAGCUACCAUUGGAGGAGCUGUUUUAAUUCCCGGAGCUGCUCUUGGGCAGAUUCUCGGUGGUGUCAUCGUUUCAAAGUUCAAAAUGACAUGUAAACAUGCCAUGAAGCUCGCCUUGCUCACUUCGGGAGUCGCCCUUGUGCUGACGUUUUUGCUAAUUUGUGCCAAAUGUAAAAACGAGCCAUUCGCAGGUGUCUCUGAGUCCUAUAACGGGACAGGAGAGCUGGGGAACUUGACGGCCCCUUGUAAUGCCAACUGUAACUGCUUGCGAUCUUAUUAUUAUCCACUGUGUGGAGGAGACGGAGUCCAAUAUUUCUCUCCCUGCUUUGCAGGCUGCUUAAACUACAUUUCGAACAGUGAACCAAAGAUAUAUUACAACUGCUCCUGUGUUGGAAAGAAGGCAGAAAUUACGUCUACAGAGAGUGCGGACUUUGAAGCAAGAGCUGGAAAAUGCGAAACUCACUGUACCAACUUGCCCUUAUUCCUUGGCAUUUUUUUUAUUACAGUGAUUUUUACCUUUAUGGCUGGCACUCCUAUAACUGUGUCCAUACUGAGGUAUGUGCUGUGGAAUUUUCGUUCCCUAAGGCAACACGUUGAGUGCAAAGGAAAUUACCCAGAGGGGCCAGUAUUGACCAUCGGUGAGCAAAGUCAGCCCUUAAAAUAAGAUGCUCUUUCUAUCAUUAGGAAAACUGCCCCCAAGGACCUCAGAUGUUUCAAGCCUGAAUUAGAUAGUGUGUGUGAGAGGACAGGACACUGCCUGUCUGGCCGUGCUUGGUGCUAGAUUUUCUGGUUGUUUUAUGAAGAUUCAGUGGUGAGCUGCAGAUAGGUACGCUGCA